AUGAAAGAACCCGAGGGGUCGGAGAAAGAUCCGGUGAGCGGGAACGCGGAGACGGGGACCGUCGGGGUCGUUGAGGCCGGUGAAGCACGAGACCAUCCCCCCCCGCCCACCGCCGCCGUCGCCGCCAGCAAGAGCGGGGGCGAUCGCAGCCCGCAGGCCCCCGGGGAGCAGGCUCCCGGCCCCCCGCGGAUCCCCAGCCCGGACCCCGGCCGAGGCGACGAGGGAGAGAUCUGGUACAAUCCCAUCCCCGAGGACGAAGACCUCCCGAGGCCGCCGCGGAGAGCCGGGGUGGGACGAGCGCAGUGGUGCGUCCAGGACACGUGCGGCUCGCCGGGGGCCGGGGAGGGGCCAGCCGGGGGCAGACGGACUGAGCCCCCCGCGGGGGAGACGGCCGAAGCCCCCGGCCCGGCCGCGGAUGGCGGAGACUCGACAACGCGGACGCCGGGGGAGUUGGCGCUCGCGGCCGGCAACUCCCAGCACCCGCCCGCCUGCCACAGCGGGAAGCCAGCGGAGAGGACCGCCUGGAAAAGCAGCCUCGCAGAGGCGCCCGGGGAGGCUGCCAACGGCCCCGCGGCCACCCGCUGCUCCCCGGUGUCCAGCCCGAAGCCGGUGAAGAGGAUCCACGCGGCUGCCCGUUCCCUCAGCGAGAAGAUCAAGUCCCCGGGCACUGCCCGCAAGCUGUCCAUGAGGAUGAGGAAGCUGCCCGAGCUGCGGCGCAAGCUGAGCCUGAGGGGGACGUCGCGCUCGGCCGGCAGGCACGAGAAGGACGGCCCCCAGCCUCCUCCCCCCCCGCCGCCGGCCGGAUCCUCGCCCUCGCCCUCGCCCUCGCUCUCCCUCUCGCUGGGCCUCUCCCUGCCCCUCUCCAGCCGGAACGUCAUCAGCCGCUACCACCUGGACACGAGCGUGGGGCCCGGGGGCAGCCGAGAGCGGCACGGCAAGCACGCGGGGGGCAAGGGCGGGCACCUGAGCGACGGAGACUCGCCCGAGCUGGUGGUCAAGCAGGCGGGGAGCUCGGAGGCGGAGGGCGGGGGGCGGGGAGCCUCGACGGCCUUGGACCUGACCGCCUUCGCCCCCUACAGCUGCGGCGACCAGCGACGCUGCCUCCAGUACCUCUCGGGGCUCCUAAACGUGCGACUCUACGGCAUCCAGGGGGUCCGGCUGCCCCGGGCGGAGCUCAAGGAGGUCUUCUGCGUCAUCCAGGUGGAUUCGGUCAACCGCGCCCGCACGGCCAUGUUGCCCUGCCUCACCUCCUUCCUCAACCUGGACCACACCUUCAACAUCGAGCUGGAUCACGCCCAGCAGCUCAAGCUGGUGGUCUUCAGCUGGGACCCCUCCUCCUGCCGCAACCGCGUGUGCUGCCACGGGACCGCCAUCCUGCCCCCCCUCUUCAAAGGUGUGCGGACGCAGCAGUUGGGGUUGAAGCUGGAGCCGCGAGGAGUGCUGUAUCUGAAGGUGACGCUGGCUGAGAUGUGGGAGGUGCCCCUGGGGGGGGUGGACGACAACCCCGAGCCCAAGGUGUUCCGGGUGGAGCUGAGGGAGCUGAUACACAGAGAGAACUCGGGGCUGUGCGUGCCUCUGCUCAUCCACAAGUGCGUGGACGAGAUUGAGAGGCGAGGCCUCAAGACGGUGGGACUUUACCGGCUGUGCGGCUCGGCGGCGGUGAAGAAAGAACUCCGCGAUUCCUUCGAGCGCGAGAGUACGGCCGUCAACCUGUCGGAGGAAGUCUACCCCGACAUCAACGUGGUCACAGGGAUCCUGAAGGAUUACCUGCGGGAGCUCCCCUCCCCGCUGAUCGCCCCCCCCCUGUACCAGCUGGUGUUGGAGGCCAUGGGGAGGCGGCCCCUGAGAGCAGCUCUGAGCGGCCCCCAGGCCACCUCUGAGACCAGCGACGUGGUGGGUCUCCUCCGCUGUCUACCCCAGCCCGAGAAGGCCACGCUGACCCUGUUACUGGACCACUUGGCCUUGGUGGCCUGGCUGCAGGAAUGGAACAAGAUGACGUGUCAGAACCUCGCCGUGUGCUUCGGGCCGGUGUUGCUGAGCCCCCGGGCGGAGCGGUGGGGGGAGGGGGAGAGCGAGGGGGAGGGGGGCCGCGGCCGAGGCUACCCCCACUGCCAGGAGCUGGCCAACGCCAUGGACUUCAAGAGGCACAUCGAGGUCUUACACUACCUCCUUCAGCUCUGGCCUCGGGAUCAGAUCGCGGUGAAGAGGAGCCGGGCCUUGGAGUGCCCCAGGCCCCAGAGGCCGGGAAUUUUGGGGUUGCCGAGCGAUGUACCGCUGCCGUCGCAGGGGGCUGUGCCAUCACCGGGGGCUGUGCCGUCGCCGGGCGCCGUGCCAUCACCAGGGGCCGUGCCGCCGCUGGGGGCCGUGCCGUUACUGCCGCCGGGCGCCGUGCCGUUGCCAUUGCCGGGCGAGGAGGUGGUGUGCCGGAGCCGGUCCGGCCGAGUGCCAAACACUGCCCGGAACCGUCACGCCGGGGACUGGAGCGGCUGCGGGCGGAGCUUCCUGCGCCCGGGGCCGGAGCCCGGCGAGGAAGGCGGAGGCGGAGGCGGCGGUGGGGGCUACCGAGGGGGGAUGAGCCCCGCCCGGCUCCAACACCACCACCACCACCCCCACCACCGCAACCACCGGAGCGGGUCCUACGGGAAUUUCGGGGCGAGCGAGGCGGAGGCCGAGGCGGGGCUGGACCUGGAGCUGGGGCUGGAGUCGGGCCUGGGCGGGAGGCCGGGCGACUUCGACAGCCUGAUCGGCGACAUCGAGCGGGAACUGGCCAAGAAGAUCAUCUUCCUCUGA
Messenger RNA from Callorhinchus milii (elephant shark), 2790 nucleotides. Its product is annotated as rho GTPase-activating protein SYDE1-like. Gene Ontology annotation, biological process: signal transduction. The record is from RefSeq and is a predicted model, not a curated record. NCBI's taxonomy places the organism in Eukaryota, Metazoa, Chordata, Chondrichthyes, Chimaeriformes, Callorhinchidae. The transcript has 8 exons. The coding region runs from base 1 to 2790 and encodes 929 amino acids.